Molecule: messenger RNA, 3715 nt
Organism: Aquila chrysaetos chrysaetos
Lineage: Eukaryota; Metazoa; Chordata; Aves; Accipitriformes; Accipitridae
Gene: CCDC183
Product: coiled-coil domain containing 183
Exons: 14
Coding region: 408-2102 (564 amino acids)
Source: RefSeq, a predicted model, not a curated record
CUUGCCAUCUGAAAUAAGCCAGCAGCUUCCAGGAGAGCAUUGGUAGUGUGUCUGGGUGUAAGUGUACAUGUAUUUUCCCUGGAAUUGUCCUCGCCCUGUUUCUGGUGGGGCUUGGAGGACUCCCUGGCCUGGGUGGGUUGCAACUGCCAUAGCCACAGUGAUAGGAAACGGAGCUGGGAUCCCCACUGCCUGCCCUGCCUUUGGCUACCUCAGAGAGCUCAGUAAUUGGUUAUUAAUUAACCUGUUGCCCACAGAAGUGGAGAGGAAGGGGCUGUGGGCGGCGAUGGCCGAGCAGGAGGUGAUGGCCGAGCAGGAGGUGUGCAGUAUGCGGCAGUUGGAGGUGCCACGGCGAUGGUUCCGUGCGUGGUCACAGCCCAGUGACAUCCCCACCAGGCAGUGGAGCUGCCAUGGCUGCCGCACACGCAGCGGGGCUGGAGGGCAGAGGCAGGAGUGCCGGUGCUGCGCAGGGAUGGAAGGCAAACCUCAGCCAGCACGUCCAGGAGCUGCACACCAUCAUCACCUUGCAAGAGCGAGGGAGGAAGUUUUUCGUGCAGUCAUGGGAGGAAAAGCUUGGUCAGAACAGAAAGCUGCUCCCCCACCUGCGUGAGGCGGUGCAGGAGGACGUCCGUGCCCUGGGCAUUGUUCAGAAGUGCAACAAGCUCACCGUUUCUGAGGCUUGCAGAGCGCAGAAGCACUUGGGCAUCACUUUGGCCAGGAAGACGGUGGAGGUGGCCCAGGAGAAGCUCCGGGCUGAAAUCUAUGACCGGGUGAACACGUGCAACAUGCUGCUGUACCAGCUGAGGCAGCGGAGCCGAGCCCAGGACGAGCUGAAGAGGCAGCUGCAGCACCUGCAGGAUACCAAGAUGGAUGACAAGUGGCACCAGGCGCAGGUGCAGGCAGUUCACCGGCUGGAGAACAACAUUGAGAAGAUGCUCACAAAAGUCCACGCUGGACAGAAGGUGACCGCCCUGUACUUGGCGGUGCGGGACGUGCUGAGGAAGGAGCUGGCCAACCUGCCUCUGCACCUUGACCUUCUGUGCGGGAUGGCCAAGCUGUACCAUGGGGAGCUGGAAGACAUGGAGCUCAUGGCCUUGGAUGCCCUCAAAGCCGCUGAUUUAACCAAGGAGGACAUGGCCAAGAUGGAAACCCAGUUCCUUGCAGAGAGAGAGUUCAGGUACCGCUCCCUGGCCUCCCAGAAGGUGCACAUCGGCAGACACUGGCUCAAGGAAGCAAGCGAAAGGCACCUGAGGGUGCAAACCAGGUAUGAGCUCACCAUGGACUUCCCGAACCUGCUCCCACAGGACCCGCUGGUGGGCACCAAACUGGAAGCCACCAAGUCCCAGAUGGAGUGCGAGGCCCUGGUGACUGAGAAGAUAGAGAAAGCCAGGGCUGCAGUGCAGUGUUCCCGCCUCUGGGACAUCCCCAGCAGGCUCCUGGCACAGCAGAAGUCCUCGGUGGACCUGGAGCAGUACGUCAAGGAGUGCAAGGAGAAGCAGCAGGCACUGAAGGAGACACUGAAGGAGCUGGAGCUGAAGCAAGCUGAGCUGAAGUUUCGCCAGUCCCCCAACACAAUCAGUUGUAUGGAUGUGAAUGUGGUUGGCUCCAGGAUGCUGGAGGAGGAGCUGAGGAUGAACCUGCAGUGGGAGGAGGCUCGGCUGGAGCAGAUGCGAGCCCAGAUGCUGAGGAACCAGGAGCUCCUGCUCGAGUUUGAGAAUGGCAUCGACAACCUCUUUGUCCAUUUGCAUGGCAUCACCGUGCCUGGCCAGGACGAUUCUCUCAAGGCCAGGGGAGUGGAGGAGAAGCUCCAGCACUGUGAGCAGAAGCUGCAGUACCUGGUGCAGCGGGUGGCCAACAUGCCCUCCCACAGUCACAGCCCUGACGAGGACAAUGAGACUUUUGUGAAGGUCAGAAAUUUUCUAGAGAAAACAAUCAUGAAUGAUCCACAGAACCUGAAGAUUUCCUUUGAAGACAUAGGCAGUAGGGUCCAAGACCCCUUUGAUUUUGCUGACAAAGACUAUGGCCUUGUCCUCGCCCGGGAAGACAUCAAGAAGCAGGGGCUGCACCUGAUCGAAAGCAAGAAGAAAAGUGGCAAGAAAAAGUAGUGGUUGCUUCACAAGAGCUUUGGAUGCCCCAGAUCAUCUGUUGUGCUUUGGAUGCCACAGACCACCCAUUGUACCCUUUUUCCAGCAGGUUUAAUAGAGCAGAUCCUUUUCACUCCUCCCAAGCCUGUGGUAAAGCUGGAACGGGGGGUCCUGGGUCACUUCUGUCACCCUGAACACAUGGGGGUCAAACCCUGAGAGGUGCUGAGCUGGGUUUGGAGGCAGCCCCAAACCCCUGCCCCUCGCCCAGCUGCUGUCCCCACAGAGGUGGGGAUGGGCUGAGGUGGGGACAGCAAACCUGGGGGGAGGCUGGCUUUCUCCCCCUUGGUCCUGUGGGGCCAACACCUUCCUGGAACCUCUGCCUCCCCCAGACAGCUCUGGGACCCCAAAGGGCUAGCAUCUGUCUUGAGGCAGCUGUGGGGAAAUGUGGGGCAGGGGCUGAGACCUGUAUAGGUGUGGGACCUCAGGGUAGGCGUCUUCAUGUCCGUGUGUGGGAGCGGAAGGGCAGACCCUGCCUUGGAAAGGGAGAUCCAAAUCUGAGAUGAAGCCCCUAGCCUGGGGCUGUCUGACCUGCCUGUGGACCCUUUGUGCCUCUUCCCUCCCCUGGUGCCCGCACAUACGUUGUGCAACUCGUACUCUUAACCCUAAACUGAGAGCAAAUGUCAGAUGUUACUUUUGGGCUGCAGGGAGGUGCCUGGAGGUAAGGUCUAACCCAGCAUGACCUAGGACAGGAGAGCAUCCUACACCAAGCCUUUGGCUCUAGGAUGGGAUCCCCAGCCCUGCUGAUGGGUCACAGACACCCAACCGUGGAAGCCACAUUGUCUUCUCUACAAAGGCACUUGUAAAACAACACUGCAAAUAGAUGGUGCUGUUUCCCCAAGUACAGCCAAUGCUGAGGGCUUCUGCCAGGGACCUGUAGUCCUAGCUGGAGACCCAAGAGAGUGGCACCUCAUCCACUUCUGCAGGGGGACAGCAGCAUCAGACCAAGCUUUUGCUGUCAUUUCUACUUGGUCCCUGUGCUUCACGCUGACAUCACUUGUGACAUCAGCUUCGGGGGGAAGGAAUGGCUGUUUCUGCCAAGCUUCUCAGCAGACUGGCAGGUCACACCAAAUGUUCUUGGUGGGUUUUGUGUGACUACAGGUGUGGGGAUUAUAUUGCCAAAAUACAGCACAACUUGUGUUUUUUAAAGGAAGCUCCAGAAAUAGCGUAGUGUGCCAGUGAACACAUCUAAUGGCGCUUCCCAGAAUUGAUAGCCAUAUAAGCGGGCUCUUCUGCAGUUAAAGACCAUGUUAUAAUUACACCCAUCUGUCUCCUGUCUCUGUCCCGUUCUCACGUGCCCACCACAGCCAGGGUGUGUGCUGAGGUCUGGAUCAGGGAGUUCUCUGCUAUGAGGAGCUGCCCAGCCAUGGCAGCAGCAAUCUGAAAACACUCUGCAGACCACGGGGCCAAGCAGACAGCAUGGGUGGAUGGUGCCAGGCCACUCUGAAACUGUCCAUGCUCAACACAACCAGGGUUUGAAGAAACUUAGCCGGGCCACGUUGGAUAGGCUAUGCUGAAAUAGCUGUGAUUAAGAAGCAAAAUACCUGCACAACACCACCCUUCCUGCUGACUUGACA